AUGCGACUACCUCUGCAAACGUUAUUUACCAUCCUCCUGUUCCUCACUCUUCAAUCUCCCAUAUCAGCGUUCCUAAACCUACCUUUCCUAUCCUCUUCUUCACCGACGAUAUCUUCAUCACUCAAAAGUAAGAACCUCAUACCUGUUAAACGAUACCUAUCUUCUUCCAAGAGGACAACUCAACUCAAGAGAUUUGGUUAUUUCUCAUUUUCGAGACAUCCUAGAUCUCUUCCCGAUUGGGAUCCUCUGGAGGGGGUGGAAGGGGUAUUGGUACAUCGUGGAACACCCAAUCAGGAAGUGACAAGCCUAAAAGCUGAGGCUGAGUCUUUGGCUAUCGACCAACUUCCCAACGAUGACCCGGUUGAAGAGGGAGAGGAAGACAUGGAGGGACAGCUGGAAGAAAGGGAUGAUGAGGAGGAGGAGUUCAUUUUGGAAGAUUGUGAAAAACGACAAGACAAUGUUGAUUCGGGUAAUAGUCAAUCGUUGAUAGCGGAAUUAGGUUCCAUCCCACAGGAAGAAGUCAGCCUAGCGCAAACCCAAUUUCAGGAAGAUCUUGAUACUAGCGACCAACUGGACAUUGACCCCUCAUCGUCCGUGUCGAUGCCAACGGACGGAGGCGCAGGCGACUCGAGGAAGCAUAACGAUAAGAUCUUAUGGUCAGGCUUGGAGUCCCUCUUACCGCUCGAAAAAGGGAUAUUGAAGAAGAGACAUAGUGAUAAAUCUGGUGGCGGACGCAUGUAUCAUUCAAGUGAUGGGGGUGGUAAGAAUGACGAGGGAGAUUAUAGUUCAGUAAGGGGAAGAAAAGGGAGUCAUGGAGGCGAUUAUGGUUCGGGAAGGAAAGGAUAUGGUAAAUAUGAUAACGAUUAUGACAGUGGAAGUAGGCAUUCUGGACAGGGCCAAGGAGGAUAUAAUGAUGCGACUCAAUCUCAUCGUGGGGGAUAUAAGAACGAUAAAGGUCGACCUGGUGUUGGUGGAUCGCAUAAAGGCGGUUCAGGCGAUGGCGGGAAUGGGAAUGGACAAUAUCAAGAAGACUGGGAAAGACCUUCCUCAUCUUCAUCGAAUAAUCAUUAUGGCUAUGGCUCAGGGAGCAACGAUGAGGAUGGAGACGAAGGGUGGCAUCACGGUUAUGGUUCGGAUUCAAGCUCAAAAGGAGACGGUAAUAGGAAUGGGAAAUGGGACGAUGGACAAUACCAUCCUUGGACAUCCAACUCGAAUACCCAUUCAAAUUGGGAUCAUCAUCCUUCAUCGUCGGACUGGGACAACCAUCCAUGGCAUCCCUCAUCAAAUACCAACACUAAAUCUGACACCGACCAUGAUUUUUCCAGUCAGUCCUCAUCGAACAACCAUCGUACGGACUGUACGAACCUUUCCAGCUUCUACAGAUCAGCCCAACAGAAUGGAGGAGAAUGGCUCAAACAUAAUGGAUGGUCUUCCUCUGGCAUCAACGGAGAUGACACAUCCGAUUGCUGUACAUGGUUUGGGGUGACUUGCGAUCCGAUCUCCAGGAGAGUCACUGCGCUGAACCUGAGAGGGAAUGGGUUGGAAGGUGAUCUGGCUAGGAGUUUAUUCAACUUGGAUGCACUGAUGAGACUCGAUUUAUCCCAGAAUACACUCUCCUCUUUACCAGACACAUUUGAUUCGCUACCCCGACUUACCCACUUGAAUAUCUCAUCCUCUUCUCUGUCAUCCUUCAUCCCUAGCUCCAUAUCAACUUCGACCUCAUUGAUCAACCUUGAUCUAUCGGACAACCUUUUGGUCGGGAACGUUCAUCUAUCCGCAUCAACGUUGAAAUCGGUCGAUCUGUCAAAUAACAAAUUGAGCAGUUUCUCAAUCAGCCCAAGUGGAAUGAAUAGUCUGAGUAGAUUUGUAUUGAACAAUAAUAAUUUCGAGGGUGAAUUACCUGAUUUGAGUGGGUUGAGGAGGCUGCAGAGUUUGGAUGUUUCUUAUAACAAUACUGGACCGCUAUUCGAUAUAUCCAAUCUCACCAAUCUUACAAGAUUAGACGUUCGCUCAAAUCAAUUGACAGGUUCCUUCCCCACCCUUCCGCCGUCCAUGCAAUCACUCUACCUAUCCUCCAACCGAUUCACCGGUCCUAUACCCUCUCUCCCUGCUCCAACGGGUUUGACAAGCUGUUACGUCCUUCCUAACAAUUUCUCACCCUGUCCUUCCAAAGGAGACCUGAGUGACCCGAACACAUUAGCUUCGAAAUGUCAUCUCAAAACAUGUGGUCAACAACAACCAACCACCACAGUCAUUUCGUCAAGCACCAGUGAAGGGGGAGGGACGACGAUUGAUGCAUCUCAAGUAUCCGUAACUACUCUACCCAACUCGCAAAAAGGUAUUCCAGUAAAUCCUUUACCCGGUGAAAAUCUAGAUGACUCCCAGAACGGAGGACAACCUCAAGUGGUAUCGUCCAGUGGGUGGCAGGGACUCAAGUCGAAGAAUCAACCUAACCAGCUUCCGCAGGCACAGAGGUUAGGUUCAAACAAGCUGAGUAGUGAAGGAUCAAAUACGAUGAAUACCCAAGGGCAAUAUACCAUAGUGGUCGGUUUAUUCGUUUCAUAUAUUGUUUUCUCUUUUGGUCUUUAA
Kwoniella botswanensis is the source of this 2589-nucleotide messenger RNA. RefSeq lists its product as uncharacterized. Gene Ontology annotation, molecular function: protein binding. Lineage: Eukaryota; Fungi; Basidiomycota; Tremellomycetes; Tremellales; Cryptococcaceae. The coding region runs from base 1 to 2589 and encodes 862 amino acids. The transcript is spliced from 4 exons. The record is from RefSeq and is a predicted model, not a curated record.